Messenger RNA from Paramecium tetraurelia, 1386 nucleotides. RefSeq lists its product as uncharacterized. The transcript has 5 exons. Gene Ontology annotation, molecular function: antiporter activity; xenobiotic transmembrane transporter activity. The record is from RefSeq and is a predicted model, not a curated record. Gene Ontology annotation, cellular component: membrane. Gene Ontology annotation, biological process: transmembrane transport. Lineage: Eukaryota; Ciliophora; Oligohymenophorea; Peniculida; Parameciidae.
AUGGAAAUCACAACGUUUUCUCAGUUUAUGUCCAGUUUCGAAACGUUAUUGGUAAAGGCACUGCCUACCGUUAUUGGAAUGGAAUUGAGUAUUCUUACAACGUUAGUGAAUAUGUAUUUCAUCAUAGGAAGAGACAACGUGAUUGGGAUAGGCUUUGGGACAAUAUAUGUGAAUUUAUUAGUGAAAGGACUGUUGCUUUGUAUGAAUUCUAGCAUCACUACAAUUAUGACUAGAUAGUUUAAAUAGCAUCAAUAUGUGAAGAUUGGGAUCUCAUACUAAAGAUCUUUAUUAUUGAAUGGGGUUUUUCUGAUCGUGAUAACUCCUGCUAUAGCUGGUUCAACAUAUAUCCUUUCCUAAUUCAAUAUUCCAAUAAUUGUAGCAUAGAAAGCUAUUCAAUACGUAUGGGAAAUGCUACCUGCAUUGUAUGCAUUCACUUAUUUUGAUUGCACCAAGAAUUAUUUGAAGUCAAUGGGCAUUGAUUAUCCAGUAUUAGUAAUACACACAUUUACUACAAUCUUGCAUAUUUAUUUGUCUAAAUAAUUCAUAGUAUAUAUGGAUCUUGGCAUAAGAGGAGCAGCAUGGUGUAAGAAUUUUUCAAGUUGUACAUCUACUCUGCUUUUGUAUAUUUAUAUCUUUAAAUAUUAAAAAAAUCAUCCUGCAUGGAUUGAAUGGGACAGAAGAACUUUAAAAUCAAUUUUUCAAUUUUCAUAUGGAUUAUUGCAUUCCUCCUUCAAAAACUAUCUAUAAAAUGUGUCGUUCGAAAUAAUGGGGUUUGUCGCAUUGUGGCUAACCUAUGAAGAAUUCUCGGUUUGUGUGUGUCUCAUAUUCACAGCUUAAGCAUUGUACAUGUUUUUUUUGGGUGUAGCAAUGACAGCUGCUUCUAGAAUAAGGAGACUGUUCAAAGAUCAGGAAUAUGAAAAGGGAAGAAAACAUGUCUGGCAUUACUUAGCAACAAGUUUUAUGACUGGAAUAUUGUUGAGUUUCCUAUUGGUAGUAUUUAAGAAAUAAUGGAUUGCUCUCUUUUAUAUGGAUAAUGAAACAUCUCUUAUAUUGUCUAACAACUUAAAAUUAUUCUUGCCUACACUUACAAUCGGUGGGAUGUAAAUUAUGCUUGCUAAUCUUUUGGGUGCUCUGGGUGAAGUAACAUUUACUAUCAAUGUUCAAUUGUUAUGCUAAUAUGCUAUAGGAAUAGGUACAGGAAUAUAUUGGGGAUAUUAUCAUGGUUAUGGAUUAAAGGGAUUAUGGUUUGGAUGGGCAUGUGGAUUGUCAGUGAGUGCUUUAGUCUUAUUCUUGAGAUUGAUUAUGCUGAAUUGGGAGAAGAGUGCUACUUAGAUGUUCAUUGAAGUUAAAGAAGAGACAAAUUAACUAAAAUAAUCAAUAAAUUGA